AUGACCGCCGACGAUUUUAUUGAAACGUCCGAGCGGUCGGCGACCGCGGAGGAGGGCGCUCGCGCGCGCGCGAACUUCCGACUUGUCUCUCUGGCUUUCCAGAAGGAAACAGACUCAUCUCUCUUUCUCACUCUUUCUCAGUGUCACAUAGAACUGGGCGGUCUCGAGAAACAUUGUAGGGGGAGAAUUGAGAGAAAGAGAGGGCGAGAGGCAUUGCGCUUGGGGCCUGGUACUAAAUACAACUGUCCGUUUCCUAUCGUCUCUCGGCUCGACUCGGUGUCUCUACUGUUUGAGGAAGACUAG
Caenorhabditis elegans is the source of this 303-nucleotide messenger RNA. RefSeq lists its product as uncharacterized. NCBI's taxonomy places the organism in Eukaryota, Metazoa, Nematoda, Chromadorea, Rhabditida, Rhabditidae. The transcript has a single exon. Bases 1 to 303 code for a protein of 100 amino acids. The record is from RefSeq and is marked reviewed.